Morone saxatilis (striped sea-bass) is the source of this 4242-nucleotide messenger RNA. It is a transcript of the gene ptprea, whose product is annotated as protein tyrosine phosphatase receptor type Ea. The record is from RefSeq and is a predicted model, not a curated record. NCBI's taxonomy places the organism in Eukaryota, Metazoa, Chordata, Actinopteri, Moronidae. The coding region runs from base 420 to 2468 and encodes 682 amino acids. The transcript is spliced from 21 exons. Gene Ontology annotation, biological process: protein dephosphorylation. Gene Ontology annotation, molecular function: protein tyrosine phosphatase activity.
AGCCAGUUCUGUUAUGUUGGAGUAAACAUAAACUCCUCCUUCCCGGUGACAGGCGGCAACACUGAAGCAUCGCCUCGCCUUUUCCAAGACAAUCUGCUCUCAGGACUUUAAUGUUGAAGCCGUCAAGGUGGUGAGCAGCAUCCCUUUAAGGCUUGCAGCUCUGCCCUACAAAAACUCCGGCUGGCUGCUGCUUGGUGAGCCCCUGAAAGUGAAGAGCUGAGACAGCCGCCUGGAUCCACGAAUCGUCUCUCCUCGCUGGGCUGUGAGACCAGACUUCACUCCCCCACCUCCAGAUUCUGUCCAAUUUCUCGCUGAAGAUGACAGCAACAAUGUGACUGCUGGACUAUGUCAGAACCAUGUGACCUGCUAUUAUGGAUCUGAGAAUCAGCAUACAUUGAAUCAACACUCAUCCAGUCACAAUGGUCCCACUUCUGUUUUUGGUGGCAACCACAACAACAUCCAAUUCCACUGGCAAUGGCAACAAUACACAAGAAGACUUAACAUCCUCCAGCAACCCCAUACUCCCCACCGUGCUGGUCCUGUCCCUUCUGCUGCUCAUCAUCGUACUGCUAGCCUGGUACUUCCUCAGGUUAAAAAACCAGAGAAAAGCAGUCGUCACAACAGUCGACAAGAAGAUACCAAAUGGCAUCCUGGAGGAACAAGAACAACAGACGGUGGUCCUUCUUCCAAGAUCGCCUUCAGCCUCUAAGACCUACUUACCCCUCCCAGUAGAACUCCUCGAGGAGGAGUACAGGCUUCGCUCAGCUGACGAUGGCAAGCUCUUCAGGGAGGAGUACAAUUCCUUGCCAGGGGGUAAUGCCCAGGGGACGUACGAGGAGGCCAACAAAGAGGACAACAAGGAGAAGAACAGAUACCCCAACAUCCUUCCUUAUGAUCAUUCCAGAGUGGUGUUGAAUCAGCUGGAUGGAAAUCCCUGUUCAGACUAUGUGAAUGCUUCUUACAUUGAUGGUUUCACGGAAAAGAACAAAUUCAUAGGAGCACAAGGUCCAAAAGAAGACACUGCAGCAGAUUUCUGGAGGAUGAUAUGGGAGCAGAAAGUAGCGACUGUUGUCAUGCUGACAAAUCUGAAAGAAAGGAAAGAAGACAAGUGUUACCAGUACUGGCCAGAUCAGGGCUGUUGGACCUAUGGGAAUGUGAGGGUGGCAGUAGAAGACUUCACUGUCCUCGUGGACUACACCAUACGCAAGUUCUGUAUACAAUAUCAAGCCACCGAUGCCGCUAAGACUCCCAGACUGGUAACCCAGCUCCACUUCACCAGCUGGCCCGACUUUGGAGUUCCCUUCUCGCCCAUCGGCAUGCUCAAGUUCCUCAAAAAGGUCAAGGUGGUCAACCCAACCUUCUCUGGACCUAUUGUGGUCCACUGCAGCGCUGGUGUUGGGCGGACAGGAACCUUCAUCGUAAUAGAUGCAAUGAUCGACAUGAUGCAUGCAGAGCAGAAAAUUGAUGUGUUUGGAUUUGUCUCCAAGAUACGAGAGCAGCGCUCCCAGCUCGUUCAGACGGAUAUGCAGUACUCAUUCAUCUACCAGGCCCUGCUUGAAUACUACCUCUAUGGAGACACGGAGUUGGACGUGUCAUCUCUGGAAGGUCAUCUGCACAAACUGCACAACACCUUUGCAGACGGUGACCGGGUCGGCCUAGAGGAAGAGUUUAAGAAAUUGACCAACAUGCGAAUAAUGAAGGAGAACAUGAGAACGGGGAACCUUCCUGCAAACAUGAAGAAGAACAGAGUUCUGCAAAUUAUUCCAUAUGACUUCAACAGAGUUAUUCUCUCCAUGAGACGAGGCCAGGAGUUCACAGAUUACAUCAAUGCAUCUUUCAUAGACGGCUACAGACAGAAGGACUACUUCAUUGCCACCCAGGGCCCUCUUUCACACACAGUAGAGGAUUUCUGGAGGAUGGUGUGGGAAUGGAAAUGUCACUCCAUUGUCAUGCUCACUGAGCUCCAGGAGAGGGAGCAGGACAAAUGUUACCAAUACUGGCCCACAGAGGACACAGUCACCUACGGAGAUUACACAGUAGAGUUGAAGGGAGACACUUUGUGUGACACCUUCAGCCUACGAGACUUGGUACUCACCUUUGUCCCGGAGAAGCAGACGAGGGUGAUCAGGCACUUCCACUUCCAUGGCUGGCCGGAGGUCGGCAUCCCAGCCGAGGGGAAAGGCAUGAUCGACAUCAUCGCCUCAGUGCAGAGACAGCAGCAGCAGUCUGGGAACCAUCCCAUCGUCGUACACUGCAGUGCUGGUGCAGGGCGAACAGGUACAUUCAUUGCACUGAGCAAUAUCUUGGAGCGAGUCAAGGCAGAAGGCCUGCUGGACGUGUUCCAAACUGUGAAGAGUUUACGCAUGCAGAGGCCUCAUAUGGUCCAAACUGUGGAACAAUAUGACUUCUGCUACAGGGUGGUACAAGACUUUGUCGACAUUUUCUCAGACUAUGCCAAUUUUAAAUGAUGAGAUUUGCCUUAAACAUGGUUUUUAAUGUUGUUUUCUAAAGCUGGUUUGUCAGUUUUAUGUGUUACUUUAACUUGGUCAAAUGAUCUAUUUUGCUAUGCACUUGUCCUACCAUUAACUGAAACUCCAUCCUCGCUGUAAUAUACUGUAUGUCAGUGGAUGAAAAUUGUAAAUGAAAAAAGUUAGAUUAAUAAUGUAUAUUUCACAUCAUGUAUGAUAAUUAUUUUGUCAUGAAGUGUUGUUCUGAACUUGGUCUCUUAUUUCAGUUUUGUUGUAUAAUACUGUACUUUAAAUGUUUAUCUAAGUGUUAUUUUGGAUUGACCACGUAAUAUUUUUAAAAGUUGUAGUUAUUGUAAAUGUAUUUAUGUAUUGAUGAUGACAUUCCAUUCUUGAGUUUGGAGAACACGACGGGAAUGUUAAGACUUUUUUUUAUGUAAAAAUACAGUCCAUUCUUUCAUUUAUUAGUGACUUCUAUCUGAGAUUAGAGGCGAUAUUUAAACUAUUUUUCAUUGUCCUUAAGCUACAUGCCCAUCACGAAUGUGAUACUCUUUCCAAUGGAAAUAUUGUCAGAAAAAGAAUAAAUCACUUCAGCCAUAAUGCAGAGAACGUAAAGUUAUGCAAAGAGGCCGAGGUGACGAUACAAGGAUUGAUUUCCAAUAAGGAUUCAGGCAGAAGUUUUAUAGUUAGACGUUUCAGAGUCGUGAAAGACCAUUAAACUGGUUUUAUACCUCAAAAAAAGUGGUAUGCAACUGCAUUUAACAUGGAUGUAACAUUACUACAGUCUGCCUUUUGUCUGUAGACAGCAAAAAAUAUUUUGCUAAAAUGACUGCACAUUAAAAAGCACAUAUAACGCAGCCUUUUGCCAAGAACCUGCAAUAUUCAAGAGUAUGCUUAUUGCUUCAUUUAUAUUCUAGAUUAGAAAAUUUUCAGAAAUCAGUGCCAUAUGUACAUUUUUAAGACAUGGAAAAGUAGAGCAACCCUAAGUUGAAGGCCAAGCACUGAAAGGUAAUCCUAAGAAAAGUUAAGGUAAGUGUGAUCACUGAAUGCAGUAGUCAGUAUGAUAUAAUGACAACUUGUGUCAGGUGCACAGUUAAGACAGGUAUUCAAAGUGUAACAUUAGAUGAGUCCAAAACCACAAUACACAAAUGUGGUGCUUCAGUGCCUGCUUAAUGCCAGAGCAACAAAAAAAACACCCCAUACUAUCAAUGUUCAGUUACUUUAUGUUAUAGAAUACGUGGGUUUUCACAUCAAAAUGAGGAACCAGAAGGUUUCAUAGAAAGGAUCUAGAGGUAGUUUCAUACGUAGGAAAGUAUCUGAAUGUGAAACAACUUUUCUGUGCAUUUCUUUGGAGGCAGUAACCCCCAUCCAUCUGGUACUCCAACAUUAAACCAAAUAUUUGGAAUGAUUUGACCCGGCUCUAAUUUAAUCCUCAAUGAGAUGUGUAAUUUUGUUGAUGCUGUAUGUAAAUAGUACAUGACAAAGUGCUAACAUUGUGAAAGUGGCUGAGCAGCAAGGAACUGUCACGUAAUUGGUUAUAUUUUGUGUUUCAUCUGUGGGAGAUUUGAAGUGCAGCACAAGGAGAGACUUAACAAAACAACCCGAGUCUACUUUCCUCAUGGCUUCAUUUCUGUCAAUGCUGUCCUUUUAAAAAUAUUGAGGAGAGUCUAUUUAGACUACACCUCUUUGCCUUUGCUCUCUCUGUGGGUGGUCUAUCCCCUUUGGAUUCUCAAUGUCUUUGAAAUGCAAGUUGCAAUAUUAAAUUCAUUUGAAAAUG